Messenger RNA from Corylus avellana, 3532 nucleotides. It is a transcript of the gene TPS7, whose product is annotated as trehalose-phosphatase/synthase 7. Gene Ontology annotation, molecular function: trehalose-phosphatase activity. The record is from RefSeq and is a predicted model, not a curated record. Lineage: Eukaryota; Viridiplantae; Streptophyta; Magnoliopsida; Fagales; Betulaceae. Gene Ontology annotation, biological process: trehalose biosynthetic process. Gene Ontology annotation, cellular component: cytosol.
AGGAGCAUUGUAUAUUGUAGAGAGAGAGAGAGAGAGAGAGAGGGGGAUUGGAAGGUGACUCCUGGGAGAAAGAAAGGACCAAACCGAACCAAAAGAAACCCUAGAUUUCUUGCUGCUGAAAGCGCCAAAUUGCUUUCUUUCUUUUGAUUCUCAGAUCCAAAUUUUCUUGUUUCGGAGCUGUGAUCGUGCCCAGUUAUAGUCGUUUCGAACAAAAGCAGUUGUGGGUUUUGUUUAUAAUCUUGCGAUCUUGUGAAAGAUUUUUUUGGAUUGAGGGUGUACCGUAGAAUUGGUUAAAAGAUGAUGUCUAGAUCGUAUACCAAUCUUUUAGAUCUAGCUUCCGGGAACUUUCCGGUAAUGGGUCGCGAAAAGAAGCGCCUUCCCCGUGUAAUGACGGUUCCGGGGGUUAUUUCUGAGCUUGACGAUGAUCAGGCCAAUAGUGUAUCAUCGGACGUUCCAUCCUCGCUUGCUCAGGACCGUAUCAUUAUUGUCGCUAAUCAGCUCCCUGUGAAAGCAAAGCGUAGGCCUGAUAAUAAAGGGUGGAGUUUUAGUUGGGAUGAGGACUCAUUGUUAUUACAGCUGAAGGAUGGUUUACCUGAAGAUAUGGAGGUUCUGUAUGUAGGGUCUUUGAGGGUUGAUGUUGAUUCCAGUGAACAAGAUGAUGUGUCGCAGCUUUUGUUGGAUAGGUUUAAGUGUGUCCCAGCUUUUUUACCGCCUGAUAUUUUGUUAAAGUUUUAUCAUGGGUUUUGUAAACAGCAUUUGUGGCCGCUUUUUCAUUACAUGCUUCCCUUCUCGGCGAAUCAUGGUGGACGGUUUGAUCGGUCUUUGUGGGAGGCAUAUGUGGCGGCAAAUAAGAUUUUCUCGCAAAGGGUGAUCGAGGUUAUAAACCCUGAGGAUGACUAUGUUUGGAUUCAUGAUUACCAUUUGAUGGUGCUGCCUACCUUCCUGAGGAGGAGGUUCAAUAGGCUGAGAAUGGGGUUUUUUCUCCACAGUCCAUUUCCUUCAUCAGAGAUAUAUAGGACUCUGCCUGUAAGGGAAGAGAUUCUCAAGGCACUUUUGAAUUCGGAUCUAAUUGGUUUCCACACUUUUGAUUAUGCUCGGCAUUUCCUGUCUUGUUGCAGCCGAAUGUUGGGUUUGGAGUAUCAGUCCAAAAGGGGUUAUAUUGGGUUGGAAUAUUAUGGAAGGACUGUGGGGAUAAAAAUCAUGCCGGUUGGUAUUCACAUGGGACAGAUUGAAUCUGUUUUGAAACUCGCAGAUAAGGACUGGAGGGUGGGAGAGCUCAAGCAACAGUUUGAAGGAAAAACUAUAUUGCUUGGGGUUGAUGAUAUGGACAUAUUUAAAGGCGUCAAUUUGAAACUCCUGGCAAUGGAACAGAUGUUGAAGCAGCACCCAAAAUGGCAAGGAAGGGCAGUUUUAGUACAGAUUGCAAACCCUGCUAGGGGAAGAGGGAAAGAUCUCGAGGAAAUACAGGCUGAAAUACAUGCAAGUUGCAAGAGGAUUAACAAAAAUUUUGGCCGUCCUGGGUAUGAACCGAUUGUCUUCAUUGACAAACCAGUUUCUCUCAGUGAACGAGCAGCAUAUUACACUGUUGCUGAGUGCGUUGUGGUCACAGCUGUGAGGGAUGGAAUGAAUCUUACACCUUAUGAGUACAUUGUUUGCAGGCAGGGCGUUUCUGGGUCGGAGUCAAGUUCAGAAUUGAGUGUGCCCAAGAAGAGCAUGCUAGUAGUAUCAGAGUUCAUUGGCUGUUCGCCUUCAUUGAGUGGUGCAAUUCGGAUCAACCCAUGGAACGUUGAAGCAACUGCUGAGGCAAUGAAUGAGUCAAUUUCAAUGGCUGAUGCUGAGAAGCAAAUGCGCCAUGAGAACCAUUAUAGGUAUGUGAGCUCACAUGAUGUGGCAUUCUGGGCAAGGAGCUUUUUCCAAGAUAUGGAAAGGACUUGCAAGGACCAUUUCAAAAGACGUUGUUGGGGAAUUGGUUUGAGCUUUGGUUUCAGGGUUGUGGCGCUGGAUCCUAGUUUCAGAAAGUUGUCUAUUGAUUCCAUUGUGGCUGCGUAUUCAAGGUCCAGAAAUAGGGCUAUACUUUUGGAUUAUGAUGGUACUGUAAUGCCCCAAACUUCCAUCAACAAGAGCCCAAGUCAAGAGGUUAUCUCUAUCAUAAACAUGCUUUGUAGUGAUGUUAAAAACACUGUGUUUGUUGUCAGCGGAAGAGGAAGAGAUAGUUUAGGCAAGUGGUUUACUCCUUGCAAGAAAGUUGGAAUUGCUGCUGAACAUGGUUACUUCAUGAGGUGGCCUGCUCAAAAGGAUUGGGAAACCUGCGGACAGAGCAAUGAUUUUGGGUGGACACAGAUAGCUGAGCCUGUUAUGAAAUUGUAUACUGAAUCCACUGAUGGUUCUUACAUUGAAACUAAGGAGAGUGCCUUGGUUUGGCACCAUCGGGAUGCAGACCCUGGUUUUGGAUCUGGCCAGGCUAAGGAGAUGUUGGACCAUCUAGAAAGUGUGCUAGCAAAUGAACCCGUUGCUGUCAAAAGUGGUCAGUACAUUGUUGAAGUGAAGCCACAGGGAGUCAGUAAAGGUUUGGUUGCAGAAAAGAUUUUCACAGCAAUGGCGGAGAGAGGCAAGCAAGCUGAUUUUGUACUAUGUAUCGGUGAUGACCGAUCUGAUGAGGAUAUGUUUGAGAUCAUUGGCAAUGCAAUUAAUAGUGGUGUCCUCUCUUCUAAUACGUCCGUAUUUGCGUGCACUGUUGGACAGAAGCCAAGUAAAGCCAAAUACUAUUUGGAUGACACAAUAGAGGUCAUAAACAUGCUUGAUGCUCUUGCAGAUGCUUCAGAUCCUACAUCCUCCCCGAGUGAUGAAGAUGAAAGUUCCCCUUGAAGUCCUCCUCCAUGGCUUUUCCUCUAACUUCAGUGCUUCUGCUUUAAGCCAAUCAGGAAGAAUAACAUGCUGGUCUAUGAUUAAAGGUGAUGAUGCUUUUCAUCUCUGUUUGAAGUAACUUGGUGGGAGAAACUUUAUAUGACUUCUUUCUGAUCAUUUGGUGGCCAUUUUGGAAAAACAUCAACAGCUUGGAUUUUUUUGUCUGUGACAUAAACAUGCAAAGAGAAGUGUGGAUUGUAUGGGUUUUACUUGGAAAGCAGAAUUUUUUUACAUCAGCUCAGCCACCUGAAGGAUUUGACGGGACCUACCACAUCUGUUCAUGGGUAGAAAUGUCUAAAUAAUCGCUGCACAUACACAUAAAAGGCUCUCCAGCCUGCUUAAUGCAAAUUAUAAUACUGAUCAGGUAGUCCAGGUGUAUCUUCUUGCAUAUUCUAGCAGGGAUAAGUAACUUUUCAUUUUGGGAAAGAUGUGCAAGGGAUUACAGAAAACAUGUUUCAGCUGAAGUAGACGCCCCCAUUAGAUGAAACGGUACACUGGUGCCUUUUUUUUUUUUUUUUUUUUGCCCUUUUAAAUUUUGAGUGAAUUUCUUUUACCAUUGUUACUCGGAUUAUUGUUUUGCAUAUUAAGUCUGUAAAUUCUAUAGCAAAAUUUCCAAUUUCCAAUUUAA